Molecule: messenger RNA, 3471 nt
Organism: Heterocephalus glaber (naked mole-rat)
Lineage: Eukaryota; Metazoa; Chordata; Mammalia; Rodentia; Bathyergidae
Source: RefSeq, a predicted model, not a curated record
GGUGCGGUGGGCGAGACCGCAGGCGGCGGGAGACGCGGCUUCUCGGCUUGCACCUGAGACCAGACGUUCCUGGUCCUCAAGGCUGAGUCCGUGCGGUCCCUGCCGCCAUGAACCGCUUCAGGGUGUCCAAAUUCCGGCACACGGUGGCCCGACCAUCCCGCCGAGAGGCCUGGAUCAAUGGCAUUCGUACAGGAACCACCCCCUUGUGUGGGAAUCAUAUCAAAUCGAGCUGUAGCUUGAUUGCCUUCAAUUCUGACUGUCCAGGUGUAUUGGGCAUUGUGCCUCUGGACAGCCAAGGAGAGGACAAGAGACAGGUGGCCUACCUGGGAUGCCAUUCAGAGCUGGUCACUGACUUGGACUUCUCUCCCUUUGAUGACUUCCUCCUGGCCACGGGCUCCACUGACAGGAUGGUAAAGCUCUGGAGGCUGCCAGAGCCUGGCCAGGCCCUGCCCUCAGCACCUGGGUUGGUGCUUGGUCCUGAGGAGCUGCCAGUGGAAGUACUGCAGUUCCACCCCACUGUGGAUGGCAUUCUGGUGACUGCAGCAGGGAGGGCUGUGAAGGUCUGGGAUGCGGCCAAGCAGCAGCCCCUGACAGAGCUGGUGGCCCAUGGGGACCUAGUGCAGAGCGCCAUCUGGAGCUGGGACGGAGCACUCGUUGGCACUGCAUGCAAGGAUAAGCAGCUGCGGAUCUUUGACCCCAGAGCAAAGCCUGAGGCCUCUCAGAGCAUUCAAGCCCACACGAACAGCAAGGAUAGCCGGCUGGCAUGGACAGGGUCCCAGGAUCACCUGGUGUCCACUGGAUUCAACCAGAUGCGUGAGCGAGAAGUGAAACUCUGGGACACCCGACUUUUCUCCAGUGCCCUGGCCUCCCUCACCCUGGAUACCUCAUCUGGAUCCCUGAUUCCCCUACUGGAUCCAGACUCUGGCCUCCUGGUCCUGGCAGGAAAGGGUGAGAGUCAGCUAUACUGCUACGAGGUGGCCUUGCAGCAGCCGGCAUUGAGCCCAGUGACCCAGUGCAUCCUGGAGAAUGUGCUGCGGGGGGCAGCCCUUGUACCCCGGCGAGCACUAACUGUCAUGGGCUGUGAGGUGCUCCGUGUCCUGCAGCUGAGUGAUGCAGCCAUUGUACCUAUCAGCCACCAUGUGCCCCGGAAGACUGUGGAGUUCCAUGAGGACCUGUUCCCAGACACUGCUGGCUCCAUACCUGCCUCCAACCCCUACACCUGGUGGACUGGGAGCAACCAGCAGGUACAGAAGAUCAGCCUCAACCCUGCAUGCUGGCCCCACCCCAGCUUCACUUCCUGUCUGGUGCCCCUCAUGGAUCCUCCCCCUGACACACCCCAGCCUGCGGAGACACCAGAGGCCAACACAGACCCAAGUGAGGGUUUUUCUUCUCCAAGCUUGCUGACGUCACCCUCCACACCCUCCAGUUUGGGGGCCUCUCUCUCCAGCACCAGUGGCAUUGGCACCAGCCCCAGUCAGAAGUCACUGCAGAGUCUGCUGGGCCCCAGUUCCAAGUUCCGCCACGCUCAGGGCACCGUCCUGCAUCGAGACAGUCACAUCACGAACCUCAAGGGGCUUAACCUCACCACGCCUGGUGAGAGUGAUGGCUUCUGUGCCAACCGGCUGCGUGUGGCUGUGCCCCUGCUGAGCUGUGGUGGGCAGGUGGCUGUGCUUGAGUUGCAGAAGCCUGGCCGCCUACCCGACACUGCACUGCCCACACUGCAGAACAGGGCAGCUGUGACUGAUCUGGCUUGGGACCCCUUCGAUCCCCACCGCCUCGCUGUGGCUGGAGAGGAUGCCCGGAUCCGACUGUGGCGGGUCCCCCCAGGGGGCCUGAAAGAUGUGCUCACCACCCCAGAGGCUGUGCUCACAGGCCACACAGAGAAGAUCUACUCUCUGCGCUUCCACCCACUGGCGGCCGAUGUGCUGGCCUCCUCUUCCUAUGACCUCACCAUCCGAAUCUGGGACCUUCAGGCUGGAGCUGAGCGGCUGAGGCUGCAGGGCCACCAAGACCAGAUCUUUGGCCUAGCCUGGAGUCCUGAUGGGCAGCAGCUGGCCACUGUCUGCAAGGACGGAUGUGUGCGAGUCUAUGAGCCCAGGAAUGGUACUGAGCCCCUGCAGGAAGGUCCAGGACCUGAGGGGGCACGUGGAGCCCGCAUUGUCUGGGUGUGUGAUGGUCGCUGUCUGCUGGUGUCUGGCUUUGACAGUCGAAGUGAGCGCCAGCUGCUACUGUACAUGGCUGAUGCCCUGGCGAGUGGCCCCUCAGCAGUACUGGGCCUCGACGUGGCACCAUCCACCCUGCUGCCCAGCUAUGACCCUGACACCAGCCUGGUGCUCCUCACGGGCAAGGGUGACACCCGUGUAUUUCUAUAUGAGCUGCUUCCUGAGGCCCCUUUCUUCCUGGAGUGCAACAGCUUCACUUCACCUGAUCCACACAAGGGCUUCAUCCUCCUGGCCAAGACUGAGUGUGAUGUGCAGGAAGUGGAGUUUGCCCGGUGCCUGAGGCUGCGCCAAACCUCUCUAGAGCCUGUUGCAUUCCGCCUGCCCCGAAUCAGGAAAGAGUUCUUCCAGGAUGACGUGUUCCCGGAUACAGCUGUGAGCUGGGAGCCGGUGCUCAGUGCCGAGGCCUGGCUGGGAGGCGCUAAUGGACAACCCCAGCUGCUCAGCUUACAGCCCCCUGGCAUGACCCCAGUGAGCCAAGCCCCCCGAGAAGCCCCUACCCGGCGAGCCCCAUCUUCAGUGCAGUACCUGGAGGAGAAGUCAGACCAGCAAAAGAAGGAAGAGCUGUUGAAUGCCAUGGUGGCAAAGCUGGGGAACCGGGAGGACCCACUGCCCCAAGAGUCCUUUGAAGGAGUGGAUGAGGACGAAUGGGCCAAGUACCUGGCCCAGAUCAUUGUGAUGGGCGCACAGGUGGUGGGUAGAGCCUUUGCUCGAGCCUUGCAGCAGGAAUUUGCAGCCAGCCGGGCAGCAGCUGACGCCCGGGGACGUGCAGGACACCAGUCUGCAGCUGCAUCCAACCUCUCAGGCCUCAGCCUCCAGGAGGCCCAGCAGAUUCUUAACAUCUCCAGGCUGAGUGCAGAGGAGAUCCAGAAGAACUAUGAACACCUAUUUAAGGUGAAUGAUAAAUCCGUGGGUGGCUCCUUCUACUUACAGUCAAAGUUCCACAGGGCUCAGCUGAAGGAACAGUGGAGCGGCCACUGGUGGUGUACACAGCCUAGCACUCCAGCUACAGCAGUGCAGGUGCCCAGGUGCUGGGCUCUCGUGGGGGAGAGGCUGUCCAGACUGCUCCUCACCCUGGGACACUGCCUAAGGAGGUUGUCCGAGCAAAGGAGCGCCUGGAUGAGGAACUCAGAAUCCAGGCCCAGGAGGACAGAGAGAAAGGGCAGAUGCCUAAAACAUGACUGUUUGCCUCCCCCAACCCCACCCCACAGCCUCUUUAAUUUAUAGCUUGGUAAUAAAUGUCUUUGCUGCA